GCCAAAUUGCGCACUAGCUUUUUGAGCCGCAGAGAAGCUCUCGAGACUUGCGACCUGGCUUUUCUCUUCCCCUUCUCGACCAACGCCGCUGCACCUUGUCCACCUCGAGAUAUCGUCUCCAACACACCCCGAGGCUCCGGUUCAGCGGCAGCUUUGAUUUUGUUGUCUUUGUUCCCCUAGUACUACGCGAACUCGCCGCCCCGCGGUGCCCACAUCAUCUACCUGCCCGUCGAGCGCAUGCGCAAUGUCCUCAGCAAACCAGGUUGAUGCCGUCAACAACGAUGCCGGCGAGGGGCCGAGCUCCUCUGCCGCGCAGGCUGUCGCAUUGACGAAGCCCGAUAGCUCCAGUGCGCCGGCCGAGCGCCGGUCCACGCUGCCGCCGGUCCUGCAGUUCCCGCUCGUGGCGAUCCUGAGCUUCUCCAUCUCGUCGCUGGGCUAUUCCUUCAUCAACGAGUUCACCCACGGCGAGCUGGCCACCGUGAUGCGCACACUGGAGACGCCGCGCGAGCUGGGGAUCAUGACGGCUUGGAGGCUGACGGAGCUGGCGCUUGGAUGGUUCGCGAACUUCGACUCGGUUGACCUCGCGGCGCUGAAUCUGCUUUCGCACAGCCCCACUUUCUACCUCAUGACUGCAUUCUACAACGUGAGCCCAAAGACGGCGAUUGCGGGCCUCACCGUUGAUGUGAUCGCCAGCUUCGUGCCAUUCCUGCUCCUGCGCCCGCUCUCUGCCGCGCACAGGAACUCGUCCUCGACCCCCAACCGCGAGAUCAUCGCCGACACGCCGAUCGCGAUCCUCAGCACGCUCCUGGCCACCUUCAUAUACAGCGUUACGCUCUUCCUCUCCUACAAGACGUUCCUGCCCGGUAUCCUGGUCCUGUACUUUGUCGGUAUCCCCACCGUCGAGCCGCUCCACAGCGCCACCAGCAUCUACGUAUCGCCGCUCGCGACGGCCCUGGCUGCGGCCUCUGGUAUCGCUGCUCGCAGCUUCAUCUUCACCCCCCUAGCUGCGACUGGCCGCACUGAGGCAGACGAGAAGGCAGCGCAGUUUGACCCUGUCACUGCCAGCUUGGGUGAGACGGUUUGGUGGAACAUCUGGGGUUACACGACACAGACAAAGGUCGGUGUUGCCAGGACACUGGCCCUUAUGGCUGUGACUGGUAUCAACACAACCCUCCAGGGCUACCUUACCAUCAGCGGAGUGGAGCCAACUGGUGCAGCAAUCUAUGCAUCUGUUUGGGUCGCCGCGGCCUUCUUCACAGGUGUUGGCUUGGGCGCUGUAGGAGAGGUGUAAAGUGUGUGCAGUACAGGGUGUUGAAAGCUUCGUGUGGGGAAAGAUGCUGUGAAGGUCUUUGGGGCAAGCAAGUCUUGCAAGACAGAGCAGAGAGGACUUGGCCAGCCUUCAUUUCGAGCCAUGUAAAUUACGAAAGUUUGGCUGACAUAGAUCACCCAGGGGCAUAGCACAGGAAUUUUUCACACUUGGAAAGAACAUCAGGGCCAACUUUUUCUUCUC
Diaporthe batatas is the source of this 1510-nucleotide messenger RNA. RefSeq lists its product as uncharacterized. Bases 245 to 1291 code for a protein of 348 amino acids. Lineage: Eukaryota; Fungi; Ascomycota; Sordariomycetes; Diaporthales; Diaporthaceae. The record is from RefSeq and is a predicted model, not a curated record. The transcript has 2 exons.